GGAAGAAGCGUUGUAUAGUGGGAUUAACCGCAGGUGUCGUCGGCGUACAUGGAGCAGUUUUCUCCGGCCAGUUCUUGCUCGAAGGGUCACCGGCGAUCAUUGGCGGUGGAGACGGCUGCCGGAGGCAGUAUCUGCCUCUCUUGCUUUGCCGCGCUCGUGUCCGAUUCCCGCUCCCCUACCCACCACGUCUCUUACGCGCUUUCCCAACUCAACCUCACCUUCGACGACCCCGAUCUCCUCCUCGAGCUCCGUGAACGCCACGCUUAUCUUCUUGUGGCCCCGCUCGUCGCCGCCCUCUCGGCAUUCGACGACGAGCCCCUCGCUCGCCAAGUGAUGGAUGUGAUCUCCGAUCUCUGUUUUCGGGGGGAAAUAAGAAGGUUAGGGUUGGGGGGAGUAAGCGAAAAAUUCACCGCCAGCUCUCUGUCUGGCGAUUUCAUUGCUCGAAUAGCGGAUCGGCUCGCGUCGGGGGCGCUCGCAUGGAGCCGGCGGCAUAUCUACUUGUUGCACUGCUUUGGAGUGCUCCUAAAUUCUCAUCAGGGUAGUAGCCCGGCAGCUCACAUCAGGGAACAAGAUGCCCUUUUCUCCAAUCUCCUUUUUGGUCUCCAGCUCCCAAGCGAAGAAUUGCGUGGGGAGGUGUUGUUUGUGAUUUAUAAGCUAUGCCAGCUCAAUGUUACUCCAUGGGAGAAUGUUGAUGAUGAUGAAAACGACUGUGUGGAAUCCUUGGACGCCAUGGCAAGUUCCUUGUGGCGUCUUGCAUUAGAAAUUCUGCUUAAAACCCAGCAUGACGAAGUUCGCAUUAACUGUUUGGCUUUACUCUUGGUAUUGGUUGGGAAGGGUCUUUUUCAGAACUUGUUCGUAGAUAAUAUCCCUGGCAUUGAUAUCAAAGAAACAAAGGCAAAUGGAGACGGACUAAUGCAGCAAUGUCCUCUUAUUACCCUGUUUUCUGAUGCAAUCAAAGGCUCUUUGCUUUCUUCUGACGAGGGAAUACAAAUCAGCACAUUAGACUUGAUCUUUCACAUGAUAUCACCAGAAAACUGUUCCAUUAAUCAACUUAGAGUUCUUGUAGAGGAAAAUAUUCCAGAUUAUAUAUUUGAAAUCCUCAGAUUGUCAGGGAAUAAGGAUCCUGUGGUUAUCUCCUGCCUACAGCUUCUAGCUCUCUUUUCUACUUCGGAGGAAGUCUUCAAACAAAAACUUGUAGUUGGAUUUUCGACAUUGCUUUCUGUUUUGCAUUAUACAUCACAGAUACCUCUGCAUCCUGUCCAACCUCAUGCACUAACGCUUGUCUGCAACUGCAUCUCAUAUUCCCCUGGUAUAAUGUCCAUAUCCCAAGUGACAGAAGUAGCUUUAAUUUUGACAUGUAUACUAAGGAGGUGCAUGAACGGAGAGCUUCCUGAAACCUUCAUCUUGGCAUGUUCAACAUUUGUGGAAAUUCUGAAGUCACCAUCUGCCUAUGGAAUCAAGAAGAUAGGAGAUAUGAUCAAAGAAGCAUCAAGGUGUGCAGUUUUAUCUUCGCUUUCUUUCCCUCAAGGAAAUCCUGCUGCACUUAUGAUGCAUUCCCUGGCUCUUCUGAAGGAAGCCCAUGCAUAUAGUCGUAGGGAAGAUGGCAGUGGCAACUCUGAUGAGGAACUGGAGGAAAACAUAAUGGUAACAUGCCAAAACUAUCUGUUACCUUGGCUGGAAAAAAUUAUAAAUGAAGAAGUCGAGGAGGAUGUGAUACAAGAAAUCGUUCAGACAUUUCAUCUCGUCUUGCUAAGUGGUUCUGAAGCCCAGACCCAGACAUUCGCAAAUAAUCUGAUUUCUUCUAAUUUGCUCACUUUGUGCUUUGCUUAUUUGGGUCUAUUUCCAACUGAUCAGAUGAGAUCAAGUGUGUAUUUGAUUCUUGGUUCACUAAUUGAUCGAGCUUUUGGUCCUAGCUUUGGGCAACCCUUGCGAGAUGCUUUGUUUUACCUCCCAGUGGAUCCUCUUGAUUUGAUAUUUUUGUUGGGACAGAAAAGCUCUAUUGAUCCUCAACUAGCUUUGUGUCAACGUGCUUCACUUUUGCUUUUAUAUGUUAGCUCGCUCUCAGGUGAAAGGUUUGCUGAUGAUACUCAAGUUUUGGCUUCAUUAGAGCAAUAUAUUCUUGUUAAUAGCAACAAUUUCUUUUGUGGGACUGGAGAUUCUUUAAUGUUAGCUCAAUUGGUGCAUCUCUAUGGACUUUACCGAGGUUCCCAAAGGGAUGAGAAGAUGUCAUAUAGUCCCGAAGCUGAGAAAACACUGCUUAAUUUACUAGCCAGAGAUGAUCUGGAAUUAUUCUCCUUUGGCAUACAUCCGAUGGCGUUGAAAUGGCUUUUCCAGCAAGAAAGAAUUAUGACUUACUUGUCUAACCAGAUCUUGAAGUUUUGUAGGCUCUCUAGAGCAAAUGAGUCCCAGCUUAUUGUCUAUUCAUAUGGAAGCCAAACAAUGAACAUGCAACUGAUUUCAGAACUGGUGGUAUCUGGAGAUAAUUACGUUGCACAACUGCUGGUGUCACUUCUGAGAGAACUUCAGGGAGAAGGUGGUGAAGAUGACAUGAUAUGUGUAUUGAAUACAAUGACCGAAAUACUGAAGAAAUUUUCUGACGCUUCUAUCCAGCUCUGCAUGCAUAGCUUUUCUGGUGCAAUUCGCAGCAUCUACUAUUCACCAAAUUGUUCUCCACAGCUCUUCUCAAGCUGCUCUCUGCUGGUUUUUCAUGUUCUUUAUACUACAAGCCACAACGUGCUCUCUCAAGAGGGGGAGUGGCUUGCAGUUACAGUGAAGCUGCUGGAAUACGUUAAUCCUAAGCUGGCUUCUCAGCUCUGGGGUCAAGACGAACUCCUGGUAAUUAGCAUUUUUUGUCUCAUUCUCCACCAUUCAAGAAACCAGGUGCUUGAAGAAGCUUCAAAGGCCAUACUGCUAAAUAGUGCUUUGGCUUCAGCUGUUGAGAAUAUAGUCCAAACAUCCAUCGCAAAAGGUCCAGCUUUAGUAGAUCAUGAUGAAGAAAUGGAGACUCGAGAAUGCUUACCUUUUUAUCUUUUACUGUAUUUCUUUUCCUUAAAUAGUUCUUAUGCUACUAUACAAGAUUGUCUGGAUUGGCAAGACUUUCUUCAAUCAUCCAAUACUGCUCCACCGACAUUGUUAAUCUCUAUAAAAUGUCAUGAUUUAUGCCGGUUGAUGCACUUUGGGUCUUCUCUGAUCAAGUCACUCUCAUCACAGUGCCUGGUUGAAAUGCUUAGCAGAAUCUCAGAUCAGAGAGAAAGAAACCAAGAAGAACUUAGAUGCUCAGCAAGAUAUCUACAAUCAAUGAUAGCCGUUAUGGAAAGCCUAGUUUUCUAUGAAGAGAAAGCUGUAGCCACAAACUGCGGUAUAUGUUUAUCUAAAAUUCUAAGUUGUAAGAGCCUGGGUUUGGGAGAAAAGAUGGUGAUCAGAAAUUGUAAAUGGUUCAGGAUGAUAAUGGAGGAGUUCACAAUGACCUUAACAGCUCCCAGUAUGGCUUCAAAAUACUUCAAAAAUCUGCACAAGCCUGCUUCACGCAUAGCAACUGCCUUGCUCAGGCUAGAACAAACACCUCAAUGGAUGAGAUCUGUAUUUGACAUUUCUUGCAUUUCUGGAGUAGUCAGCAAUCUAUGUGCACAAAACUUGAGUGCAGAGAUGGUUGAUCUGUUCAGAGCACUUCUGUCAAGGAAAUAUCUAAAUGAAGAACAUGUUGGGUGCCUAAAUCAAAUUUUUCAGGUCUGCAGAAAACAAGCGUACAAGGAUAGUUCUAAAGGCAAAGCACAUGAUAGUUCAGCUAACAGUUUCAUUUCCAGCAAUGCUGAUUUUGGUAAAAUAUGCAACCUUCUUGUUCACCUUAUGAUGUCUCCUGUUUAUAGAGAAAAAGAAACAGAUCAAGAGAGGCUAUUGAGAGAGAUUGAUAUGUUUUAUAGAGAGUUAUCAAUAGAUGGUAGGUGUGAGUGAUGCUCCUUAAAUCCAAAAAACUUCCAUAAGCUCAUUAAAUGUUCAAAUUAAUAUCAUAGAAAUUAUGCAUCAUUUUGUAUAAUGAAUUGCUAAUUUGAGGAGUAAAGCUUGUUUUUUUAUUUAA
Molecule: messenger RNA, 4075 nt
Organism: Dendrobium catenatum
Lineage: Eukaryota; Viridiplantae; Streptophyta; Magnoliopsida; Asparagales; Orchidaceae
Product: protein PRD1
Exons: 9
Coding region: 49-3951 (1300 amino acids)
Biological process (GO): meiotic DNA double-strand break formation
Source: RefSeq, a predicted model, not a curated record